This is a messenger RNA of Arabis nemorensis, 5016 nucleotides long. The record is from the annotation of a GenBank genome assembly. NCBI's taxonomy places the organism in Eukaryota, Viridiplantae, Streptophyta, Magnoliopsida, Brassicales, Brassicaceae.
AUGGAUUCCAAAGUGAAGACAAUGAUAAAGCUUAUAGAAGCAGAUGCAGAUUCGUUUGCAAAGAGGGCAGAAAUGUACUACAAGAAACGUCCUGAGCUCAUGAAGUUGGUGGAAGAGUUAUACAGAGCUUACCGUGCUUUAGCUGAGAGGUAUGAUCACACAACAGUGGAGCUUCGUCGAGCGCAUAAAACCAUGGUUGAGGCGUUUCCUAACCAGAUUCCUUUCGACAUGAUUGAGGAUUCUACGUCAUCUUCUUCUGAGCCGCACACGGAAGAUCUGCAAAAUGAUGGUGCUACAAGUAAAAGGAGUUUAAGUCAGUCGAACGGAUUAUGUGGAACGUCUGACGCUCAUGAAGGAGAUAGUGAAGUUGAAGGCUUAAAGAGAACAUUGCUUGAGCUUCAGACUGAAAAGGAGGCGUUGAAUCUCCAAUAUCAGCUAUGCUUGAACAAGCUAUCCAUAUUCGAAAAGGAACUCAACGAUGCUCAAAAGGAUGUUAGAGGAUCUGAUGAACGUGCUUGCAAAGCUGAGAUUGAGAUUAAAAUACUCAAGGAAUCACUUGCAAAACUAGAGGUCGAGAGGGAUACUGCGCUUCUUCAGUAUACUCAAUCCGUGGAGAGAAUAGCGGAUUUGGAAGCAUCGGUUUCUCAUUCGCAGGAACAUGCGAAGGGGCUCACUAACCAAGCAUCUAAAGCAGAAAGAGAAGCCAUGAGUCUCAAGCAAGAGCUUUCUAGAUUGCAAUCUGAGAAGGAAGCUGGCUUGGCCCGAUACAAUAGAUGCCUUGAGUUGAUAUCUGCUUUAGAAAAGAAAAUUAGAGAUGCUGAGGAGAGUGUUAAAGUGUUCAGGGACCAAUCUGAACAAGCGGAAAAUGAGAUCAAAGCUUUAAAACAAGAACUUCUGAAGCUGAAAGAAGUGAACGAAGACUUGAAUGUUCGAUAUCAGCAGUGUUUGGAGACAAUAUCAAAUCUAGAAAGAGAAGUUUCUCAUGCUCAAGACAACGCCAAAAGACUGAGCAGUGAAGUUCUUGCUGGAGCUGCAAAGGUAAAGACUGUGGAGGAACAAUGCGCUCUUUUGGAGAGCUUCAAUCAAACUCUGAAGGUAGAAGCAGACAAUCUAGCGAAGAAAAUGUCGACCAAAGAUCAAGAACUUGUCCAGAAGCAAAAUGAGCUUGAAAAGCUUCAAGCUCUAAUAGAAGAAGGACACUUGCGGUUUUCAGAACUUGGAGCUAGCCUUAGAAAUUUGGAGAGUUUGCAUUCUCAAUCCCAAGAGGAACAGAAAGUUCUCACCUUGGAACGUGAAAGCAAGAUUCAAAUGUUGAGAGAACUAGAGAUGCGCAAUCAUAAGUUGGAAGGUGACAUCAGCUCAAUCGAAGAAGAAAACCGAAACUUAAGCAAAUCAAAUGACUCUUCUACAAUCUCCUUGCAGAUUCAGCAAAAUGAAAUCUCUUGCUUGAAAGAGAUGAAAGAAAAACUCGAGGAAGAAGUUGCAAAACAGAUGAACCAGAGCAGUGCCCUUCAAGUAGAGAUCCAUUGUGUGAAGGGUAAUAUUGAAGACUUGAAUAGGAGAUACCAAAAAUUAAUUGACCAAGUGAGACUCACAGGUUUGGAUCCCGAAUCUCUUUCCCACUCGGUAAAGAGACUACAAGACGAGAACUCGAAGCUGCUCAAGUUAUGUACCACUCAGAGAAAUGAUAAAGAUGCUGUUACAGGAAAGCUGUGUGAAAUGGACAGCAUUCUAAGGAGGAACGCUGAGUUGGAGAAAUUACUUUUGGAGUCAAACACAAAACUAGAUGGUUCCAGGGAGAAGACAGUGGAUCUUCAAGAAAGAUGUGAAUCUUUACGAGGAGAGAAAUCUGAGCUUGCUGCCGAGAGAGCUAACUUGUUUUCCCAGUUGCAAACCAUGACUGCGAAUAUGCAGACGCUCUUGGAAAAGAACUCUUCAUUGGAGAGAUCCCUUUCCUGUGCAAACAUCGAGCUUGCGAGUCUAAGAGAUAAGUCAAAACGCUUUGAAGAUUUCUUCGAGUUGCUCAAAAAAGAUAAGACUGAACUUAUAAAGGAAAGAGAAGUUCUUGUCUCUCAAUUAUAUAAGGUUGAGGAGAGGCUAGGAGUCUUGGAGAAGAAGUUUACAGAACUGGAAGUAAAAUUUGCCGAUUUACAGAGCGACCGUAGGCUCAAAAACCUUCUAGUAGAAGAGUUACAGGUCUCACUUGCCACUGAGAAGCAGGAGUCUGCUGAUUACAAACGAUCGACUGACAGCAGAUUAGCAGAUCUUCAGAAGAAUGUGAGCUUUCUUCGGGAAGAGUGUCGCUCGAGGAAAAGAGAGUUCGAGGAAGAGCUUGACAGAGUUGUAAACAAACAAGUGGAGAUCUUCAUCUUGCAAAAGAUUAUAGAAGAUUUGGAGCAGAAGAAUUUCUCUCUCCUGAUUGAGUGUCAAAAGUAUGUAGAAGCAUCGGAAUUUUCGGAGAAACUCAUUUCCGAGCUAGAAAGUGAGAAUCUUGAGCAGCAGAUGGAAGCAGAAAUCUUUUUGGACGAGAUUGAUAGCUUGAGAGGUGUAAUCUCUCAAGUGGUAAAGGCACUUCAAGUCGAAGCAGAGUGUAAGAAUUCAGAAAAGAAGAUUACGAAAGAACAGAUUUCAGCUUCACGUGUAUUGGGAGAGAUUAAUGGCCUAAAAUGUUCACUUUCGAACGCUGAAUAUGAGAUGCAGCGACUUGUAGUUGAGAACUCGGUGCUCUUAUCUCUAUUUGGACAAUUCCAAUCAGAUGGUUUGGUGCUGGAAUCGGAGAAGAACAUCCUCGAAAAAGAUCUGAAGACUGUAAUACAGAAGUAUGGAAUGCUUGAAAAGGACAAGCAAGAGCUAUUGGAGGCGAACCGGUUGUUGAAAUCGAAACUGAUCGAAAGAGAGCAGAAGGAGCAAGAGCUAAGAGCUGAACUGAAAAUGGAGCAUUUAAAGUUUGAAAGUUUGCAUAAGUCAUACAUGGUUUUGCAACAAGAUUAUUCCUAUACACUCAACGAUAACAAAGCUUUGCGUCUGAAAUUCUCGGAACUUAAAGAUGGAAUGUGUAUAGUUGAGGAAGAAAAUGGUGCAAUUCUUCAGGAAGCUGUUGCUUUGAGUAACAUGUGUGUGGUUUACAAGUCCUUUGGGUCUGAAAUGGCUGAGGAGCUCGAAGCUUUUGUUGAAACUCUGAGCAGUUUACGAGAAAUUAAUACGGGCCUGAAGCACAAGGUUGAGACACUGGAGGAGAAGUUAAAAGUUAAAGAGGUAGAGAAUCAAGGUCUUAACAAGAUGCUUGAGAAGUUACAGGAAGGCAUUGAAGAAGAAGACUUCUUAAAUGGACUCUUCGAACAUCAGAUUUUUAAUGUCGAUGGAAUCUUGGAGCAGAAGGCAAUAGAGAUCAUAGAAGCAAAACAGAUGCUCAAGGCUACAGACAAUGCAAAUGAAGAACUUCACAAAGAAGUUGAGGAGCUGAAGAACAACUGUGAAGAAUCAAGACGAAUGAGGGGAAAUUUAGAGAGGCGGAUUUCCGAACUGUCGGAUCUUGCUGGAAGACAGGAGGAAGAGAUUAGAAAACUUAACAAUUUGAAUGAUAAUUUGGAGUCAGAGGUAGAGUUGUUACACGAAGAAAUCCAACGACAACAAGUUCGAGAGGAGUACCUGAGUUUAGAGCUGCAAGAGAAAAGCAAUGAGGUUGGACUUUGGGAUGCUGAAGCAACAUCUUUCUACUUUGAGCUUCAGAUAUCAGCUGUCCGUGAACUCUUGCUUGAGAACAAAGUUAGCGAACUCACUGGAGUUUGCGAAAAUCUCAAAGACGAAGCUGAUACAAAGACAAUGAAGAUUGAACAGAUGAAAGAAACAGUUGGCUUUUUGGAAUCUCAAGUCACUGAGCUAAAGACUCAAUUGUCAGCUUAUGAUCCUGUGAUAGCAUCUUUGGCAGAAGGUGUAAAAUCCCUUGAGAAAAGUACUCAGGCUUUAACGAACCUUCCUGCACCAGCCUAUCAACAAAGAGAGGGCGUACAUCUUGAAGAAGCUGUAAGUGGAGAGCCUGAAGAAAGUGGCAGUAUUACCACCCCAGGCAAUGGAAUUGUGAUUCUGAAGGAAAUGAAACCGAGUGUUAAGAUCAUCGAACAAGCAGUUGUUGAAGAGAAAGACAGGCUUGCAAGGCAAAGAACAAAAAGCUCCUCCCACCGAAGCAGAGACCGCAAGAAGGUUGAAGAGAUACAACUUGAGGACAAGGUCUCUGGUGAAUCUAGACAACCAAGAUCGAGACAUAUUCCUCUUAAUCAAGACGCAGACUCUUUGUUCUCCGGCAGAAGCCAGGGAAGUAGUCAUGGUUCCAAUGACAAGAUAGUUGAGUCAUGGGAAGAAUCUAUUGAAUCAGAUGCCAGUAUAAAGUUUCUUAUCAAAAGUAACGAACAUAAGAGGCCAUUGAACUCCGGUCUCCAUCGCCUAAGUCGGAAUCCCUCUGUAGAAUCUGAUAAAGUGGUUGGAGUUGUGGACAAGCUAGAGUUAUCUAGAAGCACUGACGACAAGGCAAAGAUUCUGGAGAGGCUUUUGUCUGAUUCAAGGAGACUUGCAAGUCUCCGGAUUAGCCUAACAGAUAUGAAAAUCAAGCUGGAGACAAAUGAGAAACAAGGCAGAUUCAGAAACCCCGAUUUGAUUAUAGUGAAGAGACAGUUGAAAGAAAUGGAAGAAGCUGUAUUGCAGCUGACAAACACAAAUGAGAUUCUUUCAAAAGAAAUUGAAGAGACGGGAGGUGCCAGAGAUAUAUACAUAAAGGUGGUUACGGAGAAGUCAAGAAAUGGUUCUGAGAAGAUAGAGCAGCUGCAGAAUAAAAUGCAGAACAUUGAGCAAACAGUACUGAAGCUUGAAGAUGGAGCCAAAGGCAAAGGAAGCAAAAAGUUCUCAGAGAGUAGGACAGUGAUUCUCUUGAGAAACAUUAUUCACAAGGGCGGAAAAAGGACAGGGAGAAAGAAGAAAAACCGUUUCUGCGGGUGUAUAAGGUCAUCGGCUAAAGAAGAGUAG